Messenger RNA from Oikopleura dioica, 1407 nucleotides. The record is from the annotation of a GenBank genome assembly. NCBI's taxonomy places the organism in Eukaryota, Metazoa, Chordata, Appendicularia, Copelata, Oikopleuridae.
AUGUCGAUGAGUGUGUUAGGACUUGAGAAUCUGGAGAGAAUUGCCAACGAGCAUGUUCAGUCGGAGAAAGUCGAAGCCCUCAACAUCGGUUUAGAAGAAUUAAAAAGCAUCAUGUCUAAAAAUCUCGCUUGUAAAUCCUUCCUCCUUGUAUCUACUUACUACGACUAUUUCUACGUCCGACUAAACCACUUAUCUUUUACUUCCAUAACUUACAAGCACUACACUACAGACACGAUGCUCGCCAAUCCCUUUGGAAUGAACAGAAUGAUCGAUCCACGAAUGGCCAUGCAGCUCAUGGAAGAAGCCAAGCGCAACCAAAUGAUGAUGCUCUCCCCUUACGAUAUGAUGGACCCCGCUAGACUUCAGGCGCGUCUCCGACAAAUCCAGCAGGUCCAAGCCGGCCAAGCUCACAUCGCCCAGGCCGCUUCUGCCCAGGCUCAAGCCCAGCAGCAAAUGAUCAAGGGGCAGCAUCCAUCUGUCAGCUCUUCCCAGCAGAGUUCUAACACCUCUCGCCGUCAGCAAAAGGCAAAACCGUCCAAAAGAGUAAUUGCCGUCGAUCUCCCAUCGAAUUUGCAAACGAUCGAGUCUGUCACCACCAUUUUCUACCCAUACGGAGAGGUCCUUCUCGUCAGAGUUCUCAGACCAAAGAAACAGCUCCCAUUUGAUCUUAAGCAAUUCCAGGCCGAAAUCCCCGAUCUCGGAAAAACCGUCUGCGCCAUCAUCGAGUUCGAGCAAGCCGAUGCUGCCCGAUUCGCCGUUCAAGCCCUGAAGAUGCGAACCAAAGCUUACGGCUUCCGACUCGCCCUUCUUGAAGCCGGAGCCGAGGAAGAUCUUUACGGCCCCGAACUCGAGCCACAGCUUCCAAUGCUCAAGCCUGGCCAAGCCGGCCCUGGAACAACUGACGAGUCUGGAAUCGGCGAAUCUGAACGCUCUGGACGAUCUUCUGGAUCUGACCGUGAUUCGGAUUGCGACAUCAAAGAAAGAUACCGGGUCAGCUCGGGAUCUGAGUCUGACACUGAUCUCAAAAACUUGACUGAAAAAUGGAACCCCGACGUUGCUGAGUUCGUUCCUGGCCAGACUUCGCCAAAGAAGAGAACGACUUCCAAAACAUCCGUCAAAAUCGGCGAAAACGGCCGCAUCACCACAUCCUUGUCCAUCAAUCUUAGCUCUCCUAGCAAAGGACGAACAACAAGCCGAUUGAGUUUGACACCAAAGAAAGAGCAGAAGGCUCCAACUUACACUCGAGAGUACUUGUUGUCUGUCAGACAUCACAAUGGAAGCAAAUUUACGCCCACUUUGGACUUUGAAUGUGACGAGAUGCGCCGGUACGUGCCACCACAACGCCGUACUUCUCAGCCAAUUAUCCAACUCUCGCCACAGCGACGCAACUCGCUCUACCGUCGAUAG